Messenger RNA from Caenorhabditis elegans, 2144 nucleotides. It is a transcript of the gene tyr-1, whose product is annotated as Putative tyrosinase-like protein tyr-1. NCBI's taxonomy places the organism in Eukaryota, Metazoa, Nematoda, Chromadorea, Rhabditida, Rhabditidae. The record is from RefSeq and is marked reviewed. The coding region runs from base 7 to 1812 and encodes 601 amino acids. The transcript is spliced from 10 exons. Gene Ontology annotation, molecular function: oxidoreductase activity.
ACAAAAAUGGGUCGGCUUCGUGCCUUCCUUUUGUUUUCCGGCACACUGGCAGUUAUUAGCACAGUACAUGCCGACUUUAAUUGCUCACAGGCUCCUGAUUCAGACAUGGUCCAAACAUGCCAUAUGCUCCAAGAAUGGGACAGUGCUGCACGGAAGGCAAUUAGAAAACGGCAGGCAUUCAAUGCAGGUGCUCCAGGAGUUCAGGGGUUUUCUCCAUCAAAUCCACCACGAUUUGCUCCAUCAGCUCAAGGAUGCAUGAAUAUAGCAUGCAUCUGUCCGUAUAUGGGGGGACGAAUGGCAAAUGGAUGUAUCCUACCAAAUGGGCAACCUUACUUAAUGGCAUAUAGAAAAGAGUAUAGAAUGAUGUCAGAUAACGAACGACAACGGUGGCACAAUGCCCUAAUACAAUUGAAACGUUCAGGAGAAUACGAUCGUCUUUCAGUAAUGCAUCGACAAGUUGGCUCAGCCUCCGGAGCUCAUUCCGGUCCAGGCUUCCUUGUCUGGCAUAGAGAAUACAUGAAAAGAAUGGAAAUUGCUCUUAGAAUGAUUGAUCCAGGAAUAUCUAUGCCAUAUUGGGAUUCUGUUCUAGAAUCAUAUCUUCCCGAUCCAAGAGACUCUAUUAUGUUUGGACCACAAUUUAUGGGAAUGACUGAUGCUUCUGGUCAAUUGGUUAGUGGUCCAUUUGCUGGAUUCAGAACACUUGAAGGAAGGCCUAAUAUUAUUAGAAGAAUGGCUACUGAAGGGAAAAUGUUCACUGAACAAAAUAUUAAUAAUUUGAUGGCACAAAAUGAUUUGGUUAGCGUAAUGGCUUUCACUGCUCCACAAGGAGGAUGCCCAUUCCGUCCCUAUUUUGGAGCGCUUGAGUAUACUCAUGCAUCAAUUCAUUUAUGGAUGGGCGGAGACAUGAAACCACCAUCAACAUCUGCAAAUGACCCAGUCUUCUUCCUCCAUCACACAUUUGUCGAUUUUAUUUGGGAAAUGUGGAGACAAAAUCACCAGAAUAGAUUUGCAAGAGAAAAUCAAUAUCCACCAGACAUUGCCGCUUGUGCCAAUUCUCAACACUUCAGUUAUGCUCAAAUGAGACCUUGGGAUAAAAUUAAUCGUGAUGGUCUCUCGAAUGCCUACACUGAUAAUUUGUAUCACUAUGCUCCUCGUCCAACGUGUAACCGUAAUAAUGCCAACUGCGGAUCUCAAUAUCUGUUCUGUGAUACACGUGGCAAUCCACAUUGCGUGGCAAAGGUGAAGCCAGGUGGUUUGUGCCGUGGAUUCGAAGGAUUAGAUUCUUGUUACAUGGGUACAUGUGUUGCUGGAUGGUGUAGAGGUGGACAACAGUUCCAACAGCCAGCGCAAACCACUGCAGUGGCUACUGUUCAACAACCUCAGCAGCAGCCCCAGCAACAGCAACCACAGCAACAGAGACCAGCCACAACCCCACAAUCUAAUUGCUACAACGAAGAUCCAUGCUGUAAUCAGUGGUCUCGUCAGAAUGAGUGUCGAACAAAUACAGUUUACAUGAAUAGAUAUUGUAGGAAAUCUUGUGGAUUGUGUCAGUCUAAUGAUAACAAUAGAGGAUGUCAUGAUCGUCACAUAUCUUGUGCCUACUGGCGUGGACAGAACUUCUGUACCCGCCGUCGUCAAUGGAUGGCUGAAAAUUGUCAAGCAACAUGUGGAUGGUGCAAUAUGAACGAAGCUCAAUUAUGUGCAUCAGUUGCUCGUCAAUCAAGAAGAGUUCGAAGAAAUGCAAAGUUCUGGCUCACUGAGCCAGAUGCAGAUGACUUUGUUGAUGAUUUUAUGCUUGAUUAUGGACGAUAAUCACUUUUCGAAAUUUUUUAAAAAUCUUUACUGAAAAUUGUCAUUUUCACCCAACCAAUGUGUAUCACAUUCUCUCUACGUGUCGUUUUCCUUCCCAAAAUCCUUCCGAACUUUCUUCAAAACAAUUUCACACCUGCCGAAAUCACAGUUGAUCCGGGUUUUUGUACAAACUGAUUUCCAACACCCCCUGCCCCUGAUUUGUUUUCUUAUUUUCCAAGAAAAUUAAUAAAAUAUGUUUGAUCUUUUUUUAAAGCUUGUAACCUGCCCUUAAUAUAAACCAGUGUAACUAUUAAAAAUCGUACGAGUUUCUAAUAAAAAUAAACCCUGAUUUU